Rhodotorula toruloides NP11 is the source of this 1113-nucleotide messenger RNA. Its product is annotated as Endonuclease/exonuclease/phosphatase family protein. The transcript has 4 exons. Gene Ontology annotation, molecular function: 3'-5'-RNA exonuclease activity. The record is from RefSeq and is a predicted model, not a curated record. Lineage: Eukaryota; Fungi; Basidiomycota; Microbotryomycetes; Sporidiobolales; Sporidiobolaceae. Bases 1 to 1113 code for a protein of 370 amino acids.
AUGACCCAGCUACACGACAUUGAACCGCCUACGAUUCCGCGAAUUCUCCGGAUCGGCACGCUGAACAUCCGCUACGACUACCACGCUCGACACCCUAUCGUCUCCCCUCUCAAGACUCUACUUCAGGGCUCAGAUGGUCGCAAGUGGGGCGAGCAUCUGUGGCAGGAGAGACGGGAUCAGCUUGUCGACCAGGUCCUGUGGGAGGAGCUGGACAUCGUCGGGUUUCAGGAGGUCUUGGAUGGCCAAUUCGAGGAUUUGAGGGCGUUGAUGGGUGCUGAGUUCGGCUCGGUCGGUGUCGGCCGCGACGACGGCAAGAAAGCAGGCGAAGCCGUCCCCGUCUCCCGCCUCGAGCUCCUCUCCGUCUCGCACUUCUGGCUCUCGCCGACUCCCGAAAUCCCCGGUUCGAAAGGCUGGGACGCUGUCCAACCUCGCAUGUGCACCGUGGCUCGCUUCUCCGACCGCGCCUCGACGAGCGCUGCGAACCAUGCGGAUUUGAUCGUUGCAAACACGCAUUGGGACGACCGAGGGUUGAAGGCGAGGGAGGAAAGUGCCAGAUUGAUCUUGUCGCGUAUCGAGCAGGAGAUUCGGGGUGGCAGGAGCGAGACAGAUACGCCGAUCUCGGAGAAGGAACCGCUUGUCGUCCUUCUGGGCGACUUGAACUCGCCGGCGGAAGAGGCGGGCUACCAAGUCUUGACUGGAGGGCGUUACCCUGCGAGCGGAAAGAUCGGUGCUGCGGAGGCUGCGAACGGUGGGAGGAGCUUUUACGACUCGCGGCAUGAACUGGUGACGAGGGGCAGCAAGUUCGCGGCAGCGGGCGCAGUCAGCGGGCGCUUCGGCCCUCUCAAUACCUACACCGGCUUCUCGCCCUCCGACACGCCAAAAGUGAUCGACUUCAUCCUCCCCUUCGCCAACUCUGCCUUUCUCUCGCCUCACGCCUCGUCAGGCGCUUCGCCUUCUCCGUCGACUUGGCACGUCUCGCGGUACGGCGUCGUUGGGAACUUCUUCGAAGACGUAGGAGGGCGGCGCGUGGAGGGGAAGGAGGGCGAGAGGGACGCCAUGAUCCUGAGUGAUCACCGCCUCGUCGUAGCUGUCUUUCGAGAAGCUGGACGGUGA